Messenger RNA from Hydatigera taeniaeformis, 1785 nucleotides. The record is from the annotation of a GenBank genome assembly. NCBI's taxonomy places the organism in Eukaryota, Metazoa, Platyhelminthes, Cestoda, Cyclophyllidea, Taeniidae.
AUGCCUUCAGCCCACCAGAAGCCAUUGCUGCGCGUGGUAAAAUCCCUCUCUGGCACUGAGUUUAGUUCUGGACUCUUUUCGCCUUGGUUGUGUGAACUUCGUCAGGACUCAAUUGUUUCGUUUUGUGACUUAGCCAACCGUCUUAUUAGAAAAUUGGAAGUCUCCCCAGAGGUCUACUCAUUUUUUUCGGACUCGUUGUUGGCUGACCAACUUAUUGAGUCUAAACAACGACAAGAUGCAUUUGAGCCAUCGAAAGUGACCAAUGGGUCUGCUGCUGUGAUAUGCAUCGACAAUCUGUGGCAUUGGGAUCCCAUCAGUGCAGUAGAUGCUUACCUGCGUCCGGCAAGUGUCGUAGACCAGAUUCUUACACGACUGCCCUGCUCUGAGGAAGGACACACCCUUGUGGACUGGCGUCGACUUAGUAAAAACAGGGAUUUCCCAAGCCUUCAAAUGGUUCUGGCCACGAGCACCUCGGAAGCCGGGCGACAGUUGCUUGAAGACCUAUUUUUGUGCCAAAAGCGGGCUGAAGAGGUUAAGUUGAUCCAAAUGGCUCUCAUUGACGUCGCGCUGAACCUGAACGCACCUGACGUGGACAAGCUGAUAAAGAGUGGAGAACCCUUUCAAGCUAUUCCCAGAGCUGUUUUUAAUACCCUGUGCCAACGCAAACGCUACGACUACCUCCCGGUGGUGGAGUUGGGCGUAGCGGCAGCGGAGGCAAAGGCAGCAGCAGCUUCUGAAGCGUUGAAAGCAGGUUCAUCUGUCACCAACGCUGGCGUGGAGGGUCUACUGCGACGCUAUGAAAACGCGCUGAUGCUGGCGCACUCGGAGGACGCUGCUUCGGAUGCCUCCUUCCUCACAGAUGACGAUGGUUUGCAGCAUUGCCGUCCCAUCCUCCUCAAAGCUCUCCAUGACGCCUCUCAACUGGCUAACCCGGAUGAAAUGUUGCUUAUACUAAUCCGGUUUAUCUGGCUACUGCCUUCGCGUGGAUGCAAUCCAAACUCCAGAGCCAACUCUCCUCUCAUCGACACUAUUGAUGGUAUCUUUCAAGCCACUACCUCCACUGCUUCCUUCAAGGAUUCUGCUCUGGCGAGGUUUCUGAAAAAGCACAAUCCUGAAUCAAUGGGACGGUGCCUUUUGGCUGUAGCCUACCGACGUCACCUUCUGCCCGCCUAUCGGGAGAGCGUACGCUACAUUGGUUUCCCUCAACUGGUCUCGCCGGUGGUUCAAAUGUUCAAAGACCUCGUAGCAGCGCAUCACCAACCUUCCACCGCCUCAUCUGCGCUGCAAUCGUUGCAAUACCGAUCCACCGUCUCAGUCCGUGGCUCCACUACCUCCGAUAACAGCGACCCAACUCUGCUCUCCAAUGUUAGCAAACUCAUAGCAAUGAGCGGAGUGAUGGGGGGUCGCCGGGCUCCACUCCCUUACCAUGCUUCUCUGAUCAUUCUUAUAACUUACGGCACCAUCACAUGGACACUGGCACGAGAAAUCGUCUCUGCAGUCACUCGUAACGCUGCUCAACCCCUUGAAGGCCAACACGAAAGAUCCCUUCUUUCUGUACUCGAGUGCCUGAAGAACGUUCGUGUCCUCUCCCAUAGCGCAAUUCCACGAGUAUUGGUGAUCCUUGUCGCUGUUCAUGUGAGUACCGUUUCGCUGGAAUUGGGCAAACUCAACUCCGGCGAUUCGGAAUCCAUUCCAUACGAAGAGUGCCAAUCCUUUUGCCCUAUUGACGGAAGUAUUUCUGAGUGUAAUCAUAAUUCGAAAUCCGGUUCCGCGUUUGAUUCGUGA